Molecule: messenger RNA, 522 nt
Organism: Penicillium cataractarum
Lineage: Eukaryota; Fungi; Ascomycota; Eurotiomycetes; Eurotiales; Aspergillaceae
Product: nuclear transport factor 2 family protein
Exons: 1
Coding region: 1-522 (173 amino acids)
Source: RefSeq, a predicted model, not a curated record
AUGCAUAUUGUCCAAUUUAUACUCUUCGCUGUGCCCCCGUUGGCCUUAGCUGUGAACCUACCACACUCUGUGGGUUUCCCUUGCGAUGGAAGUGACCUAACCCACGACAAUCACGCCAAAGCUUGCCUGCGAGAGCCAUAUUGUCCAGGCCGUGAAGUGGACGAGAGUCUUCAACAAGAAAUAUUCACGCUUUUCCUCGAAACACUGUAUGGCGAGAAGAAUGUCAGCAAGGCCUUCGAAACUUACGUCGAUCCUAACAUCAUCGAACACGACCCAGAAGAUGCACAAGACCGUGACGCCAUUGUUGCAAGAUUGUCACAAAUCAUUCCUUUCGCAAAUCUCACUCUUCUGUUAUCAAACUUUAACAACAAUACCGGCUUGGCGUACGUGAAAGUGAAUGAAGAUCCAGAGCCAGCCGCCCUCGCAGAUAUUUAUCGCAUGGACGGGACUUGUAUUGUUGAACAUUGGGAUGUUAUCCAGUACAGGCCAGAGAACUCCACGAACCCAGUUGCCAUGUUCUGA